UCCGGCAGCAGCGGCAGUUGAAGAAUCUCCUCCUCCUCCUCGCGUACGCCGUACCUACGCGAUCUCGCGUUCUCCAUAUUUCUUUGCAUUGUUUUGCCGUGUUCGAAUGCCUUCCGUGAUCAAAAUGUCUGAAACUGACGAGAGAAAUAGCGUAGAUCGUGACGAGAAAAAAGAUGCUGAAGAAGGCAGCACCACUCCAGCUAAGUCGGACAAAGGAGAGCCAAAAACUCCUGUUAAAGAGGCGAAAACGCCAUCCAAAGCAGAUUCCAAAACACCUGUGAAAGGAGAUUCAAAAACACCAGUCAAAGCAGAAAAUGGAAUUUCCUCCCCAGCAUCUGAGAAAAAGAAAGGAAAGGAAGAGAAGGAGGCUCCCAUUAAAGCCCCUGCAAAGAAAAGAGCAAAAACAGAGGUGAAAGAAAUCAAAAAAGAGGAAGACGAUGAAUCCGAGAAAAGUGAAGAUGAGGAAGAUGAGGAUGAUGAAGAGUCUCCUAAAAGAAAAUCAGUUCCUCUGCUUGAUGCUCCCCUUAAAGUUGAAGGCACUAGAGAACGGAAGAAGGUUGAGCGAUUCAUUCCAACCAGUGAACCUAAAACCCAUUCAGCUGUCGAAAUCCCAGAAGGAAAAGGCACCCCUAUCGGGGAAAUUGAAAUAAUUGCUGAAAAUAUGCAGGUGUACAAAGCGGAGUCACUGAAAAAUCUUCACAGAAUUAUGUUCGGGCGGGCUGGCACUAACUCGGUGGUCAAGAAGAACAUUCGACUUUUCAAAGGGUUUGACUUUGACAGUUCAUCUGACCAAGCAGAAAAGAAGAAAACCGCUCUAAGCAAAAUGAGAGUUGGUGACUUGAAAACUAUGCUGAAGGUUCUUGAUUUAGAAGUGAGUGGCCCCAAAGAGGGACUUUGUGAAAGGUUAUUCCAUUUCUUGUCGAGACCUUUUGACUCUGGAAAGAAACCUAAGCCAAAACGUCCCAGUCGUUCGAGCAAAUCAAAAGUUUCGAAGAGAAGCUAUGCUGAGUCUGAUGAAGAGGACAGCGAUGAUGAAGAACCAAAAAAGAAGAAGAAAGGAAAGAGCCCCAAACAGGCAGCAUCUAAGAAGAAGGUGACGAAAAAAGCACCAACCAAGAAGAAGACAAAGACAAAGAAGAAGAAGGAGGAAAGUGAGAGCGAAGAUGAGUCAGAUGUCAGCGAGGAAUCGGAAGAGGACGUAGAUGAGAGCGAUGUAGAAAAAGAGGAACCCAAACCUGUAGAGAAAAAGAAAGAAACCAAGAAGGACUCAAAGAAAGUAGUCAAGGAAGAUAAAGCUAAGAACGGUAAAUCAACAAAUGGCAAAAAAGAGGAAAAGAAGAUCAAAGUCGAAGCUGAUGAUGAAGUUGGAAGCGAUGAUGUAGACGAUGUAGAGAAUAAAAUAAAGUCUGAGCCAGAGGAUGAAAAAUCAGAAGGAGCCCAUUCGGAAGAAAAUGAUUCAGAAGUCAAUUCAGAAGAGGAAUCAAAGAAACCAGCCAAAAAACGAGCAGGGAGCAGAGAAUCCCCCAAGAAAAAUACAAAAGCAAACGCCAAGUCUUCAGACAGCGAAGACGAACCUCCGAAUAGUAAGAAGACUAAACAAGAGGCUCCUUCUGACGAUGAAAUUAAAGCUUACAUUAAAAGGCUCCUGGAUGAUGCUGACUUGGAAGAAAUCACCAUGAAAAAAGUUUGCAAGAACGUCUUCGAUCACUAUCCUGACAUCGACAUUUCCAAGAAACCUUUCAUCAAAGAGACAGUGAAAGAGUUGAUCUCUGGUUAAAAUCCGCAAAGUGGGUUACUCUUUCAUCUCUUUGACAAAGGUACCUAAAAUGUUAGAUAACUGCAGGAAUUGAACGAACUGAAGAUUUCAUACCAAUCUGAUGAUAUCUGAUUUUCUGAUUUUUUUUAAUUUAGCUAAUUGACAUUUUCAUCCCUUUAAAGGAGAGAAUAAGUUCUCUAACCACUUCAAAAAACGUGCUUGUCGAGGUGAUAUUUUCUUGCAGAUCAAGUGAAGGAAUUCUUAAUUGCCCAGGUUGUGAUUGCCUUUAACUUUUCCGCCGAUCAAAUUAGGAAAAACAUCUCACUUUAAUGGGAUAUUAAAUUGUUUUGUUGCCUGCCAAAAAGUAUGGUUUAUUGUGGUUAUUCCUCCGUUUACUUUCGCUUGAGUACUUUAAGUGUCCAAUCGGUCUGAUGUAAGAUUUUUCCUCUCUCAAUUUUUCAAGUUUCAGUUUAGUGUUCUCUACUAAUUUUUCCAUAAGUUGCUAAUUCUAUCAAUCAUUGUCGUUUUUUGUCUGCCUGUUGUAUUUACGUUUUUAUUCCCUAAUAUUUAAGCUGCAAAAACAUCAUGAUUUCAUUUAAAGUUUGUGAUAAGUUGUAUAUAUUUUUCCCUUUUUUUAAGUCUAUAAAUUUCUGUAACUUAGCCUCUUGACAACAGGUUUUGCACUCCAAGCUAAAAAUGUUCUCUCUCGACUUUUCUUUUAUCGGAAGAAAUAUUUUUGAUCUCUGUUUUUCCUCCACUUGAAGUUGUAAAUAUAGUGUACGCCUCAGCCUCUGUAAAGAAGAUAGCCUGCAAUUAAGUUUUGUGUUCGGUCGAGGACUGCUGGCCAAAAUUUAAUAGGUCAGUGCAAUUUAAGGAUACAGAAUGACAAAAUUGCGCAUGUUUUCGCUCCUCUGAUGUGAGGGCGCAUCUCAAUUUCCAUGUUAGUCCUGUUGCCCAUAUAACUUCAUACUUUAUGGGGCUCACAUGGAAAUUGAGGUAUGCCCUUAUGUCAAAGGAACGGCAAUAUGAGCCAUUCAUAUUCUUUAAAUCUGUUAAAAAAUUGACAAACCCCAGGGCAAAAGAUGAGGUCCUUUGUUUAAAAUGAGUUGUGUCCCUGCAAUAAGGAAGGUCUCCUUUUGCACCCAUGAUUCAUAUUUUAAGGAAUAGAAAUUAUGUAGUAAUGCAUUCAUUGAUGGAAAUAAGGGCCUCAUAUUUUGCAUUCACUAUAAUGGCUUAAUCUCCAAUUAUUUCAGUGCAUUUUUUUUUUAUUUCUCUCUUCAGUUUUUUUCUUUUUUUUUUUGGACAGUGAUUCAAUAGGAUUAAUGAAGCUGGUAUAUUGUGAUGAAUAAUGGUUUUUACGCAGCCCUUAAAUCCUGUUUAAGAGGUCUUUCAGUUUUCCAUAAACUGCUUUGGUUACUCCAUUGGUGUAAAUUAUUUUAUGAUUCCUUUUAAUUUUUAAAAUACCUUCUACUGAAAUUUGAUCGCAAUUAUUUGAGAUGCAAUACAUACCGCUGUUUUAAAAAUCUGUAGCAUUAAGAAUUCAAGAUGGAUCCCCAGAUCUUAGUUCAGAUUUUCGCUACUAAAGUGUUGGUAUCUAAAUGUAGUUGUAAAAUUUAAAAAUGUUUAAACUGUUAAAGAAAAUUACACAAUGUGGGUACUACUCAUUAUGAACUUGCUAUAUUCACUUGAGCAGUAAUUACAAAGUCGCUCAAACCCCUUUCCUGAGGUAUUCAACUUUUUAAUGAAUGCUUUAAUAUCGUCAGCAAUAAAAUGUUGGGAAACAACAAACGAACAAUGGUUGGCAAAUGUCUGAACUAAGAUCUGUAAAUCCCUAUUCAGUGACUCCCUAUACUGUUUCUCUCUUUGAUAUUUUUGAUCAGAUCGUACUUUUCUCUGAUGUAGUAUAUUCUGAAAUAUUUCCUAGCUGUUCCUAUGUUUUGCUCAAACCCGGUUCAUUUUUCAAUACCAUUUACUCAGUUGUACUUGAGGAUUGCUUGGUCUUGAGAAACUUCGGUUUAUUUUCAUUUCCCUUUUUUUUUCAUUUUAAAAUAAAACGACUGUAAAUUCUCAGUACAAAGUUUAUAUUUUUAUGUUCGCCAGCUAAUUGAAGAUAAAAUUAUUUGACAGCUAAA
Bemisia tabaci is the source of this 3888-nucleotide messenger RNA. RefSeq lists its product as uncharacterized. Gene Ontology annotation, biological process: regulation of double-strand break repair; chromatin organization. NCBI's taxonomy places the organism in Eukaryota, Metazoa, Arthropoda, Insecta, Hemiptera, Aleyrodidae. Gene Ontology annotation, molecular function: histone binding; DNA binding. Gene Ontology annotation, cellular component: nucleus. The record is from RefSeq and is a predicted model, not a curated record.